Drosophila willistoni is the source of this 4197-nucleotide messenger RNA. It is a transcript of the gene Lpin, whose product is annotated as phosphatidate phosphatase LPIN3. Bases 476 to 3559 code for a protein of 1027 amino acids. The record is from RefSeq and is a predicted model, not a curated record. Gene Ontology annotation, biological process: triglyceride biosynthetic process; cellular response to insulin stimulus; positive regulation of transcription by RNA polymerase II. The transcript is spliced from 12 exons. Lineage: Eukaryota; Metazoa; Arthropoda; Insecta; Diptera; Drosophilidae. Gene Ontology annotation, molecular function: transcription coactivator activity; phosphatidate phosphatase activity. Gene Ontology annotation, cellular component: nucleus.
UUGAGGGAGUAACAACAAAGAAGCGGAGAAGAAAGAAACUAGUUAACCAAGAAAAACGGCAAACAAAAUUGUAUAUUUAUUUCACAGUGGAACAACAAUAACGAUUUCAAGUGUUUGUGAGCCAGCGGAAACAGAGUGAAACACGCAAAAGUUUCGCUAGUUUUUCCCACUUUUACUUGAAAACUCGAACAGAGACAAGAAGCGGAAAAAUCAAGUUGCCAAUAAUUGCUGGGUCCAAAGGUGGGCAAACCCGAGAGAGAGAGCUGUGCUGUUUCCUUCAUCAAUAAGCGGCGGUGGCCUAUUAUAAAUGUUUAUAAUGGCCGUCAUAUAACUAACUGUAGGUGAUACACAGCAUUACGCGAUAAGACAAGCGUAGUAAAGAGCGAGAGAGAGAGAGGGAGACCUCAAAUAGAACCAACUCAGGAUUAUUCAUCGAAAGAAUUUAACACACAUUUAAUCACAACACACCUACGAGAUGAAUCGUCUAGUGAGAGCUUUUAGCAAUUUUCGGGACUUUUACAACGACAUCAAUGCGGCGACCUUGACGGGUGCCAUUGACGUCAUUGCUGUUGAGCAGGAAGAUGGAGAAUUUCAGUGCUCACCCUUCCACGUCCGGUUUGGCAAACUGGGAGUGUUGCGGAGUCGCGAGAAGGUGGUGGACAUUGAAAUCAAUGGAGUGCCAGUAGACAUACAAAUGAAACUUGGCGAUUCCGGCGAAGCAUUCUUCGUCGAGGAAUACCCUGAGGAUGACGACGAAGAGUUGCCCGAGAAUCUGGCCACUUCGCCCAUACCAAAGAGUUUCCUUCAGUCACUGGAGCACAAGGCCAAUGACACUCUAGAGGACAUUAGCGGAGUUACCGCCGAUAACAAAAAUGCUAGCGAAGAGUUGCAAAUACCAUUGCCUUUGCCACGUCGCAACUCCAUAGACUUCUCCAAAGAGGAGCCUAAAGAGACAGUCGCCGAAGGUGUCAAAUUCGAGAAUCAAGUUUCGGAUUACACACAGCGCAGACACACUGACAACACUUUGGAGCGACGUAAUCUCAGUGAGAAAAUCAAGGAAUUCACAACACAGAAAAUACGUCAAGAGUGGGCCGAACAUGAAGAACUCUUUCAGGGUGAAAAGAAGCCCAUUGAGAAGGGAGAGAAUCAAGUGGAAGAGCUGAAACCAGAGACACAGCCUGAAGCCGAGGCGUUUGCUCGACCUGCAGAAGUUGUAGUCCCCGCUCCCGCCAUCGCCAAUGUCCAAACCCCGAUCAGCGAGCCACCCAAGGAUGAGUCAAAAAGCAAAACCAAGAAGCGGCGCAAGAAGUCACAAAUGAAGAAGAAAAAUUCCCAGCGCAAAACCUCUUCGAGUAGUUCGGUGGGCAGCACCGGAGGAGGUGAUACUGGAGACAAUAUCUCCAUAAACUCUGUACCCGUGGCCAACAUUGAUGAGGGCGAUGUUCCAGCGUCCAUCACCACUCCGAUCUCCAACGCCACCAAUUCCUCAUCCAACGAUGAGCAACCCUCGGCCCCUCUACUGACGGCCCACACCGGCGAUGACAGCCCCAUAACUCCCAAUCCCGCCUCGCAGCGCAUCGAUCUGGACAUUCAUUUCUUUAGCGAUACGGAGAUCACCACUCCAGUGGGCGGAAGUUCGAGCGGAUUGGGACGAGGUGGUGCCGGACGCCCCUCAACACCCAUACAAAGCGACAGCGAACUAGAGACCACAAUGAGAGACAAACGUCAUGCGGGCGAUGAUGAAAAGGCGGCAUCCUGGAAAUGGGGCGAGCUGCCGACCCCAACCCAGGUUGCGGAGGCCACGGCAAUCGAACGACAGUCGAUGCUAAGCAACGUCUUUAGCUUCAUGAAGAAGGCGAAUCGCAUACGCAAGGAAGUCAACGAGUCUGGAGACAUUUACCUGUCCGAUCUGGAUGCUGGCAGCUUGGAUCCAGAAAUGGCAGCUCUCUACUUUCCUAGUCCAAAGACCACUAAGGCGGAAGUUCUGGUGCCAGCAACUGUGGAAGAGGAUCGGGAGAGCGGGAACGGUACAAGUCUGCCGCACUCGCCCAGCUCGCUGGAGGAAAACCAGAAGAGCAUUGACUCUGACUUUGAUGAAAGCAAACAGCAGAGAGAUAACAAGUAUCUGGACUUUGUGGCCAUGUCCAUGUGCGGCAUGCCAGAGAAUGGUUCUCUGCCCACGCACGAGGAUUUCGAUCGUCAUUUGAUCAGCUAUCCCGAUGUGUGCAAGAAUCCCAAUUUGUUCACAUCGCCAAAUCUAGUCGUACGUCUAAAUGGCAAAUAUUACACGUGGAUGGCUGCAUGUCCCAUUGUCAUGACAAUGAUAACUUUCCAAAAGCCACUAACCGAUGAAGCUAUAGAGCAGCUAAUGUCACCGAAUCUGGAGUCCAUUAAAUUGUCAUCUAAUGGCGAUAAGCACGAGGAGAUAGCAGCCCAGCCUGACAAUGAGGGUCAACCUAGACGUUCCUGGUGGAGCUGGCGGCGCUCACAAGAUGCUGUGCCCAUUCAUAGUCAUCCCAAUGCCCCAAUCGGCAAAGAAGACAAGGAUGGUGAUCAGUUGGCAGUGGCCACACAGACCUCUCGACCCAAUUCACCGGAUAUCAGCGAUCGUACCGCCAGCAAGAGCGACUCUCUGGCCAAUCCGGAGAAUACUUCGGCAUUGGUGGAUAAUCUAGAAGAACUCACCAUGGCCUCCAACAAAAGUGAUGAGCCCAAAGAGCGCUACAGGAAAUCGUUGCGUCUCAGCUCGUCGGCAAUUAAAAAACUAAAUCUGAAGGAGGGCAUGAAUGAAAUUGAAUUUAGCGUGACGACUGCCUAUCAGGGAACCACGCGAUGUAAAUGCUAUCUCUUCCGCUGGAAGCACAAUGACAAGAUUGUGAUCUCCGACAUUGAUGGCACCAUCACCAAGUCCGAUGUAUUGGGUCACAUAUUGCCCAUGGUGGGCAAGGAUUGGGCACAAUUGGGGGUGGCUCAGCUGUUUUCGAAAAUUGAGCAGAACGGCUAUAAAUUGCUCUAUCUGUCGGCCCGUGCCAUUGGCCAGUCACGCGUGACUCGCGAAUAUUUACGAUCUAUACGUCAGGGUAAUGUCAUGUUGCCCGACGGUCCCCUCCUAUUGAAUCCCACAUCAUUGAUAUCGGCAUUCCAUCGCGAAGUGAUUGAGAAGAAGCCAGAACAAUUUAAAAUUGCCUGCCUCUCGGACAUUAGGGAUCUAUUUCCAAGCAAGGAGCCCUUCUAUGCGGGCUAUGGCAAUCGCAUCAAUGAUGUUUGGGCCUACCGUGCCGUGGGAAUACCCAUUAUGCGGAUCUUUACCAUCAAUACCAAGGGUGAACUGAAGCAUGAACUUACCCAAACAUUCCAGUCCUCGUAUUGCAGCAUGACCUAUAUAGUGGAUCAACUAUUUCCCCCUGUAAAGCAUAAUGAAGCUAAUGUGGAAUUUUCCAACUUCAAUUAUUGGCGAGAUCCUAUACCCGACUUGGAUAUACCUGAACUCGAGACGGAAUUGGUGCCUCCUAGCAACAAAAUUGAAAUAGCCACUCUUCGACCCAUUCCAGAGAAGUGAACUUGAGGCAGUAGAAGUAGCAGCAGCAGCAGCAGGAAAAUGGAAAUAAUAAGAGGACGACCAGAGUUACUUAGCCCUAUGCAAAUACACUACUUAUAAAGCAUUAUCCAAAAGGCAUACACACAUAUGUACAUGUGUGUAGACAUUGUAGGAUAUAUAUCCUAGAAACAGCAUAAGAAUACAGUUCGCUUCAGGCUUUUCUUUGCACACACACUCUCUAUCCAAUUGAGCUUACAAGAAAGAAAAGGAAAAACGCCUAUGUGUAUGUUGCAAGCAAUUAAUUUAAUCAUUAUUAGAAUUACAGUUAGACCCACAAUUUAUGAAAUUUUUAGUUCAAUUGGGUAAUCAAAAAUAUUAUUACACACACACAUAUAUAUAUAUAUAUAUAUAAACUGAUACUAUAUUGAAUUAUUUUUUUACUUAUAAUUUUUAUAGUUCCUUUCGCUUUAUUAUGUUGAUUGAAGAUUAAUAAAAUUAAUUUUUGGAUGUUGGCUUGUGAUUUAUGAAAAAUACUUUUAUUUAUUCGUGAUUAAAUUUAAAUUAAUUAAUUAAAGACAAAAUUGUAUUACUUAUACACUACACAUACAUACAUAUAUAUUCGAUGAAAUAUAAAUGAAAUGCUUAAUCAUCUUGUCUAA